Molecule: messenger RNA, 2838 nt
Organism: Orbilia oligospora ATCC 24927
Lineage: Eukaryota; Fungi; Ascomycota; Orbiliomycetes; Orbiliales; Orbiliaceae
Exons: 5
Coding region: 1-2838 (945 amino acids)
Biological process (GO): septin ring organization; establishment of cell polarity
Cellular component (GO): mating projection tip; nucleus; division septum
Molecular function (GO): protein binding; guanyl-nucleotide exchange factor activity
Source: RefSeq, a predicted model, not a curated record
AUGACCAUUGAGCUUGACCAAGCUCUCCUAAUGAAAGCCCACGGAGCUAUCCCAGCGGCUAGCCCGCGUGUAUCAACAUCCUCAACCUUGGUUAAUCCCCAUGCAUCAAUGUCUACUAUCUCAUCAAUAUCAACAACUUCCACAUUCGUGGCGCCUGGUCAGGCAGGUUCCCCCGUGGUUGCGUCCCCGGUAGCAACAUUUGGACCGUCGAUCCCGACCGUCAAUGACUCGGUAAUCAACAAACAAGCAGAUGCUUCCCAAUCGCUCUAUCAAAUAUGCCGGCAACUCAAGAAACGACUGGAGCUCAUCCCGGGGAUGGACAGGUACUUGGAGCAAUUCGCCACAGAUCCCGAACACCCAGAUCUACCGGCGGACCCUGUAUAUCAGCUCUGGCACACAUUCAGGACCGGUGCUCCCCUAAUACUACUCUACAAUACCCUUCGCCCGGACAAUCAAGUGGCUGGUGUGGACGAAAUACCCGACUCUCUAAACAAGAAGAAGGCGCUUGUGUUCCGUUUUUUGAAAAACAUUAAUGAAGAACUGUCCCUCAUUGGCGAAAAUACUUUCAUCAUCACAAACGUCUAUGGCGAUGACACAAAUGGCUUUGUUAAGGUCGCAAAAGUAGUAUCACAGGUUCUCGACGAGCUCGAGAAAAGAAACAUACUCGCAAUAAGCGAUAAAUUAGCUGAUGGGGGAGCUGAACGAGCUGGCCUUGACAAACGCGGCAAAGCAGUUGCCGAGUUUCUGGAUACCGAACGGAAGUACGUUCAGGAUCUAGAGCAGUUACAACAGUUCAAGCAAAAGUUACAAGCGGAGGAAAUUGUGUCCAACGAUACCAUCCACUCCUUAUUCCUGAACCUUGAUCAUCUACUGGACUUUCAAAGACGGUUUCUCGUCAGGCUAGAGAUGAUGUAUGAUAUGCCUGCUGAGAAACAGAAGUGGGGAUCUCUCUUUCAACAUUAUGAAGCAAAAUUUUGUGUCUAUGAAGACUUUUGUGCUAAUUUUAAACACGCGCAAGACCUCGCGGUGUUAGAAGCCCCGAGAUUGAAUAAACUUGAUCAUCCGCUGAACAGGGCUGGUGUCGGCGGCUUUUUAAUCAAACCACCUCAGAGAAUCUGUCGGUAUACACUGUUAUUAGAAAGUAUCCUCAAGGCAUCAGCGCAGGAUGAUCCUAGAAGAGAAGACCUUGAAGAAGGCCUCAAGACGAUCAUUAAGGUUAACACUAAGGUUAACGAGGCUAUCGGAAAAUUGGAAAAUGCUGAAGUUGUAGAAGAAUUGAAGGACAGGGUGGAGGAUUGGAAGGGGCAUCAAAUCGAUCACUUUGGUGACCUCCUCCUUUACGGUCAAUUUACCGUAAUUAAAGGAGACGCAAAAGGUGAUAUCGAGCGAGAGUAUCAAAUUUAUUUGUUCGAAAGGAUACUCCUCUGCUGUAAAGAAAUUGGGGCAAAUAAGAAAUCAAAGGCAGCUGCAGCUGCUAAUAAGAAGGGGCCAAAACUCCGCCUCCAGCUUAAAGGCAGGAUCUUCAUGCAAAAUGUUACGGACAUUAUCAGUCUGGCAAAAAAUGGAUCGUAUACCCUUCAAAUCUUCUGGAAAGGGGACCCGGGUGUUGAGAAUUUUAUCAUCCGCCAGCGCAACGAAGAACUACUGAAGCAGUGGAACAACCUCCUUCAUCGACAAGUUGCUCUAUGGAAACGAGACGAUGCCCCAGCUAAAUCCGACCGCCCGGCUCGAUUUCCCACCUCGAAUACUGAGUUCAUAUGGACCGCCGGUGCUGACGUACCGCGCCCAACCGAAGACGGCGUCUCGUCUGACGAUGACGACGAGGAAGAGGAGGAACAAGGAGAGCCCGAAGCGGCACAGGCCCCACGUAACGAAUCACUGGCGAAAUAUCCACCGGGUGGCAGCCAAGCUGCUUUCCCACCACCUAAACAGCCCAAGUAUCCGAUAUCGUCUUCCAACCAAUACAUACAAUCGCAAACUACUACGCCUCUUUCCGCAGCGACACCUACAAAUGGAAUGUCCUAUUUUUCACCUUCUGAAUCGCCUAUGCCCACACCCCAAGGUAGACAAACAUCUGGGCAAUAUCCAUUCCCGAAGCAAGGUGGCCACGAAAACGGAGCGGCGAUGGCUAGGUCCACUUCUAGAGAAGGCAGCGGCCAGCGUAUUCAACGGCCUUCACUUCCAGGUAUCGCACAGCCUCAAUCUACCACCCAGCAAAACAGAAUGCGGUCCGCAAGCAGUCCUAACAUUCACCCUUUGCCAGCAUCUUCCCCCCUAGGGCGUGCAAAUGCUUUGGGCACUCCUCCGCUUCCUAAUACAGCUGGAUAUCCUACUCCCUCAAGGAUGAUAUCGCAAAGCCCAUCUCUGUACUCUCAUGUUCAGCACCUGAACACCUUGCCUGAAAACCCACGAGCUAGUGGAAUGGCACAUAUCAGCACAAUGCAUCAAGACUAUAUUCCGAGAAAUGGCACACCGCCAAUGGAAGCCCUCAGAGUCGGUGACACCGCAUCUCUGCCCGCAAUGCGGCAGAUGCCUGUACCGUCACUCAAAGUCAAAGUUAGCUAUAUCACAGAUAUGUUUGUGAUUAUAGUUCCGCAGAACAUCGGAUACACCCAAUUAAUGGACCGAAUUGAGCGAAAAGUUAGACUCUGCGGUGGCGCAACAUAUUCCAGCAACAAUCCUCUGAGAGUCCGGUAUCAGGAUGAGGAUGGUGAUUAUAUUACCGUUAAUUCGGAUGAAGAUGUCCAGAUGGCUAUUGAGAGCCGAUUUCACGGGGGAGAGGAGUCUAUGAAUGCUGUAACCCUCUUUGUAGCGGAGGACGACAUCAGGCGACGUUGA